CUUUGCAGGAAGUGACACACACGUUCGCAACCGGGUCAGCUGGGAUUCCGCUUUCCUCGCCGCCCACCCCCUUCGCAACUUCGCAAAGCCCGGGCUUUCAGGAGGGCGCAUGGGAUUCCUGCAAUGGGAAGGUGGAGGGCGUUGUGGAGGCCUUGGGGCUGCGGCCAGAGCAACCUCUCGGCGCCUACGGUGUUCCCCCACCGAAAUGCCUCUUCCUUUGCCCUCCCCCGCCAACCUGUACCUUUGUUGGCUCAAACCAUGACCCAGUACCUGCGCUCCCUGGAGCCCCUGGUGAACCCCAAAGACCUGGAGCAGACGCGGCAGCUGGUGGCAGCCUUUGGGGCCCCAGGCGGAGAAGGCGAGAGGCUGCAGGUGCGGCUGAAAUGCAGGGCUGCCCGCAUGGAGAACUGGAUCAGAGAUUGGUGGAUUCAGACAGCCUACUUGGAGAACCACCUUCCCCUGGUUGUUCACUCAAGCCCAGCUGUCGUCCUGCCCAAGCAGGAUUUCAACGACUGGAAAGGACAAUUGAGAUUCGCAGCUAAGCUCAUUGCGGGCGUGCUGGAUUUCAAGGCAAAGAUUGACCGCCAGACCCUGCUAGUUGAGUAUUCCCACGGUCACCCACUCAGCAUGGACUGCUAUUCUCGCCUGUUUGCCUCUUGCCGACUCCCUGGACGAAAACAUGACUCUAUUUUGCUGCCUCCACCUGGACGGAAGCCCCCAAAUUAUAUUACUGUUGUUCGCAACUUCCAGUUCUUCCGGCUUGAAGUAUACAACAGUGAUGGGACACCCCUGACCAUUGACCAGCUUUACCUGCAGCUCCUAAAAAUCCGCUCUUUUUCUUGGAAGUUGAAUAAAGAGCCCUUGGGAAUCCUCACCAGUGACCACCGACAUACCUGGGGAGAGGCCUUCACUAGUCUCAUGAAAGACAAACUGAACCAGGAAUCAGCUCUGACGAUCCAACGUAGCCUCUUCACCGUCUGUCUGGAUGCUCCUACCCUGAAGGUAUCGGAUGCUCACGCCCAAAGCCGUUUGGCAGCUCAGAUGCUGCACGGUGGAGGGAGCUACUCCAACAGUGGCAAUCGGUGGUUUGACAAGACUCUGCAGUUCAUUAUCGGAGAAGAUGGCACCUGUGGGGUCCUUUACGAACAAGCCAUCGCUGAGGGGCCACUGAUUGCCACGGUCAUCGACUACGUCCUUGAUUAUUGCAAAGAUCCAGCCAUGACCCGCAGCCCGAUGAUUCCUCUACAAUUGCCCCAGAAACUUUAUUUUUCCAUCACUCCAGAAGUCAAGCGUGACCUUGAGCGUGCAAAGCAGAAUUUGGAUGUCCUCAUCAGCGACCUGGACAUCCGUUGUUUCACCCAUGACAGCUUUGGAAAGGAUUUUCUCAAAAGCCAAAACUUGAGGCCUGACUCGGUCGUGCAAGUCGUGCUGCAGCUGGCGCAUUACAGAGCACACGGGCAAUUGUGUCCCACCGCCGAGACAGCCUCGCUUCGUCGCUUCCAUCAGGGCCGGUCAGAAAUCAUACGCUCUGCUACCUCAGCUGUGCUGGCCUUCGCCCAAGCAAUGGCUGACGAGAAGUGCCAGGGCCCUGAAAGAUUAUCUCUCCUGAAACAAGCGGUUGAAUCCCACAGCACCCUGACAGAGCAGGCUCUGGAUGGACAAGGCAUCGACUGCCAUUUGCUUGGACUGAAAAUGGAGGCCAUAGCAGACGGCUUCCACGUGCCUGAGCUUUUUAUGGAUAUUUCCUACACCCUGGCUUCAUACUGGAAACUCUCCACAGGGCAGGUUGCUUCCCGCACGGACUGCAUCAUGUGUUAUGGGCCCCUCGUGCCUGACGGCUACGCUGUUUGCUACAACCCUUUGCCCACCCAUAUUAAUUUUGCUGUCACCGCCUUCAACUGCUGUGAGGAAACCAAUGCCACUUACUUAGCCGGAAACAUCCAGAAUGCCCUGGCUGAUGUGGGGGCCUUGUUGGGGAACUUUGGAGAAGGCCAGCCUGACAAACUCUGAGAAAAUAUUUUGAACUUCACUUCAGACUUCAAACGUGACUGAGGGCAUCUCUCUAGCUUGGCCAACAGAUGACCCGUCGUUGUUGAAAAAUCCCCAAUCUCUCCCUUGCCUCCUUUUGGGCUAAAAUUUUGGAUGCAGCAUCCUUCAGCACUCCUAAUCCCAUAAUAUCCUUUGCUAGCCCUAACAGGAUUUGCAGGGAAAUGGCUGUCUCUAUAUAAAUAUAUACACUUCUGCACAUCUUCUAAAUGCAAGAUCAGAUCCUAAUUUAUUUCCAGAAUAAAGACAUUUAAACAGUAUAUAUAUAUAGCAGGAAAAGUUCCUGCCAAUUUCUUUUUUAGAUCAGCAAAAGAUCAUUAUUUUUUAAAAUUGUGACUGGGUUGCAAGUCCAUUCCGAACAGGCAUUUACAGCAUAGUGAACUAUGAUUGUGUUUCAUGUUCACAUUGUGCCUUAGUUUAGCUGCCUGCAAUUUUGGGGGGCCCAGGGACCAGUACUGGGCACUGGGCAGGGCGUAGUUUCCAGAGUUACCUAACUCCUGCGCAUAUGCAGAUGAAGCUUCACUCGCUUGUGCAUCCCAGUUUCUAAUGGGCCGUGGUCCCGUACUGGUUCACAGCCCAGGGUUUUGGGGGUCCCCUUCCUUAUACGCUUUUUCGCAGGAGUUCUCAAAAGUUUGUGGUAGGACAACUUUUUGAAACAAUGAAUGGAUUUCUGGGUCUCCCACCCCUUAAAAGAAAUGGCUUCCAUUGGGAUGAGGUUUGGCAAAAGAAAUAAAAGGCAUCACAGUUAAACUCUAAUCGGUAUCUAAAAGGGAUUCUUAAACUCUGCAGGAUUACAGUGGGAUGAUGUGAAAAACAACGUCCUGUGGCAUUUUCCAUUCUCUCAACGUAGCCCUAGUUUUUGUUUUAAAGUCAAUCACAGUCAAGUUUCUAUUCAGGAUUGCAAGAUCCAGGAAGAAAGAUUUCCACUGACAUUUUAAUUCAGAUUUCCGAUUUAAUGCUGGCAAAAUCAAUGAUGGUAAUAAAGGGGUAUGCGUGUGAUUGAUUACCGAAAAUUCAAGAAGGAAAACUGUGGCUGUCAUUCAUUAGCAAAUUCAUUAAAGUGGGAUCUCUGUGAACUACUUCCUGCAAGACUGCUUAACUCAAUGAUUCUUAAACUUUUCCCUUCGUUAUCUAAAACUGCUUAUCAGAAAGCCCUAUCAGACUUUGGGGACCAGUCCUAAAUCCUUUCCUUUCAGCACCA
Messenger RNA from Pseudonaja textilis, 3247 nucleotides. Its product is annotated as carnitine O-acetyltransferase-like. The record is from RefSeq and is a predicted model, not a curated record. Gene Ontology annotation, cellular component: peroxisome. Gene Ontology annotation, molecular function: carnitine O-acetyltransferase activity. Gene Ontology annotation, biological process: carnitine metabolic process, CoA-linked. Lineage: Eukaryota; Metazoa; Chordata; Lepidosauria; Squamata; Elapidae.